GUGAUGCCACCACUCUGUGCAGUUCUUGUGCUUUUCAGCAAAGUCUAUGGUCUGCUUGGGAAUAUAAUUCAGCCUGACACGCUGGUGCGAGCUCAGAUCGGAGACACUGUGACUCUCCCAUGCUCCUACUCUGUAAACUUUUAUGAUAUCAGUUGGUAUAAGCAGCCUCUUGGACAGAAGAUUCAGCACAUUGCAGUGCAAGUUCUAAAUGAAAAUGGUACUCAAUUGUUCAAUGAGUUUAAAAACAGUAAACGCUUCAGUGCUAAAGCAGAGAAGGGGAGCUUUAACCUGACUGUGUCACGAGUAGAGCCAUCAGAUUCAGCCACAUACCACUGCGCUAUGAUGCCCUACAGUGAGACCAUCUUUGGAGAUGGAACAACUUUAAUGGUGAUGGGUUCAGAGUCACACAACAGGACAGUAGUACUACAGCAGCCCGAGUCUGAGUCAGUGCAGUCAGGACACUCUGUGACUCUGCAGUGUACAGUACACACUGAGACCUGUGCAGGAGAACACAGUGUGUACUGGUUCAGACAGGGCUCAGGAGAAUCCCCUCCAGGAAUCAUUUACACCCAUGGAAACAGGAUUGAUGAGUGCCAGAGGAGCACUGGGGCUGUGUCUCCCACACAGAGCUGUGUCUACAACUUCCCCAAGAGGAACCUCAGCCUCUCUGAUGCUGGGACUUACUACUGUGCUGUGGCCACCUGUGGGGAGAUCCUGUUUGGGAACGGGACCAAGCUGAAUGUUGAGGGAGCUGCAUCAAACAACCAAGAGAGCGUUGAAGACAUGGCGAGCAAACAGAGUCAAGAGGCAGCAAUGAAUUACGCUGCUUUGACGUUCACCACCAAGAAACCCAAUGUGAGGAGGAACAAGAGGGAAGUGGAGAAAGAAACGGUUUACUCAGAUAUGAGAUUUAGAGACUGCGAGUGAAGCUUUCCAUAAAAAUGUAUUUUUGUCAUAAGAAUAAUCAAACUGUUCCCUCACUAGAGUUGGUGAACAUUAUGCCAUGUGUGUGUAAAUGAUCUCACAUUUAUUGGAUUUUCCAAGAGCUGUGCUUGUUCUUAUAUUUUUGCUGUUUUUCAAAUACACAAAGUAAAACUUGUACAGUAUACUCCCUGACAGUGUCUGAUAAAUGGUCCUCAAUGUGUUGAGUCGGUUUGGGGCAGUAGUGUAGUACAUUGGUUAGGGAACAGGACGUGUUACCUGGUUCUCAGGUGAAGCACUGUCCUCAUACCUGUUCCACUGAGCAAGGUUGUUAACCCCAGUGACUUCAGUAUAUAUUAAACUGUACAAAACUCAA
Molecule: messenger RNA, 1297 nt
Organism: Anguilla anguilla (European eel)
Lineage: Eukaryota; Metazoa; Chordata; Actinopteri; Anguilliformes; Anguillidae
Exons: 5
Coding region: 4-927 (307 amino acids)
Biological process (GO): response to bacterium
Source: RefSeq, a predicted model, not a curated record